Gigantopelta aegis is the source of this 444-nucleotide messenger RNA. RefSeq lists its product as uncharacterized. The coding region runs from base 1 to 444 and encodes 147 amino acids. NCBI's taxonomy places the organism in Eukaryota, Metazoa, Mollusca, Gastropoda, Neomphalida, Peltospiridae. The record is from RefSeq and is a predicted model, not a curated record. The transcript has a single exon.
AUGGCUCCAGACAAAGCCACUAAAAACAAGGAAACCUCUAUAUGGUGGAAAAUGUACUGGCCCAAGAAAACUGUGAAGCCAGUGAAGAAACGUUUUCGAUUCAAGGUUGGAGAUCAAGUGAGACUCACUCAUUUGAGGAACGUUUUCACAAGAGAAUACGACGAGCGCUGGACUGGAGAGAUCUUUAUCGUCUCACAGCAGAUCACACGUGAUGGACUACCCGUGUACAGAGUGAAGGACUAUAAUGGCGAAGAAAUCCAUGGCACUUUCUACCAGUCAGAGCUACAGAAAAUGGACAUCAAAGAAAAUGGUCUGUGGAAAGUGGAGAAGAUCCUAAACACUAGAGGCCGAGGGGUCAACAAACAGCACUAUGUCAAGUGGUUGCACUGGCCCAAGAAGUUCAAUUCUUGGAUACGAGCCUCUGAUGUUCAAGCUAUUGAAUAG